This is a messenger RNA of Diorhabda sublineata, 4358 nucleotides long. Its product is annotated as polynucleotide 5'-hydroxyl-kinase NOL9-like. The record is from RefSeq and is a predicted model, not a curated record. Gene Ontology annotation, cellular component: nucleus. The coding region runs from base 722 to 2044 and encodes 440 amino acids. Gene Ontology annotation, molecular function: polynucleotide 5'-hydroxyl-kinase activity. Lineage: Eukaryota; Metazoa; Arthropoda; Insecta; Coleoptera; Chrysomelidae. The transcript is spliced from 3 exons. Gene Ontology annotation, biological process: cleavage in ITS2 between 5.8S rRNA and LSU-rRNA of tricistronic rRNA transcript (SSU-rRNA, 5.8S rRNA, LSU-rRNA).
AAGAAAAGAAGAAAAAUGUGGCACGUUUAAUAAAAUUAAUACUUAAUGAAAAAGUUUUGAAUAUUUAUAAAUGAAUGAAAAUUACUUAGAUAGUGUGAGGCAGUCGCUUUACGAUCGUAUGAAUUACAGAAAAGAUUCAAACGAAGAGGAAUUACAAAUAAAAUCGAAAACGAAUUACAAAUAAAAUCGAAAACGAAUCGAAUACAUUAUGGAGGUCAUUUUUUGAAAAGUAAAUCGAAAAAAAAUGUAAAGUUAAACAACACUGAAAGUGAAGAUUUGUUCGAAGUAUCUGAUAAACAUGGUGCUAAAAAGAAAAAAAAAAGGUCAGAAAAAAUACUAUUAUAGAUUUCAAUUUAUCACCUUCAACGUCGGAAAAUUCCGUUGUUUCUAAAAAAAAAAAAUUAAAAUCGGUUCAAAAAAACGGAGAAAAGCAACAAAAACCGAAUUUGAUUCAGAUGAAAGUUUCGAUUUUAAUACAUACUGUAGUUCAAGAAAGCAUAGUUUUAAUGAAUCCUUAAUAGAACCACAUAGUGGAAUAGAUUAUGAAUUUCCAAAAUCUAGUAAAACUCGUGGAAAAAUAAAUAGUAAAAAGGUAAACGAGAAAAAGAACGCGAAAAAAAUUGAAAAAAUUAUCAAGUCUACUAAAUUGAUUAAAAACAAAAAAAAAGAUUCUACUGAUUUUUGUAUAGAAAAUAAUGAUGGGGCUUGUACAAGUAAUUUAAUGUUACUAAAUGAACCGAUUGAGAUUGUGGAAUCACCUGAAAUGAUACAAAAUGAAGUACAAGAAACACCAAAAGCAAAUUUUUUAUGUUGUGAUAGCAAAGAAAAGAAAAUAAUGAUUCUUGACGAAAACCACUCAAUUGCAUGUUACGGUUUCUGUUUAUUAAAAGUUUUACAUGGAAAUUUGGAAAUUUCGGGUUAUAAUUUGCCAAAAAACCGCGAAAUUCCCUUAUUUUCUCCACAAGGAUCCUCCCUGUUAGUUAUUACAAACAUCACAGAUGAAAAAUCAAAUGAUACUAUAGAAAACAUUGCAAAAACACUGGAUAAAGUGAAUUAUCUCAAAGAUAUACAAAUUAAGGAGACUACUGCGGUUUUUAUUUGCACAAAAGUAAAAUAUUACAAUAUAGAAUUUAUAGAAAACCAUAUAUCUCAACACAUAUUCCCUAAAUUAGAUAAUUUGAUUUCAUCCCGAAUUAUAUUUGAUCCUAAAGAACAGUUCAAUGUUAUUAAUAUCAACCCUGAUUGGGCGAAUAUCGUCGAUUCAGUAACUACCCUAACGAAAUUGCUUAUAGUUGGUGGUAAAGGUGUUGGAAAAAGUACGUUUUUACGUUAUACUGUAAACAAGCUUCUAACUAGAUUUGAUAGAAUAAACAUCAUCGAUUUGGACCCUGGACAAUCGGAAUUCAAUCUACCAGGAUGUAUUUCUAUUGUAAAUAUUACAGAACCCGUUCUAGGACCUAAUUACACCCAUCUUCAACAACCGGAAAGAUCGUAUCUAUCUAACAUCAACAUCGGACAUAACCCGAAAAAUUACAUAAAAUGCAUCAAACUAUUAAUGGAAAAUGUAGUACAAGAUGCACCUAUAGUGAUUAACUACAUGGGAUUCGUACACGGUAUAGGGAUAAACAUAGUUUCGUCCGCUAUAACCUUCAUCAGACCAACCGACGUAGUACAACUAGAUAGUGUCAGUGGUAAAAAAAAUUUUAUAACCGACAUUAACCCUCGAAGUGUACAAGCGCAUUGUGGUUUAUUCGGUGGGGAUUCCACGGGGUUGGAUUUCAAAACUUUCAAAAUAAACUCGUCGUCGGAUGGUAUCAGCGGAUGGUCACUGGAACCUAGACAAGUACGGGAUAUGUGCGUUUUGUCUUACUUCGGAAAACUAAUUAACCAACAAACCGAUUGUUUAACUAACGAAAAUGUUCCUGUUUACAAGCGUCAGAUAAAAGGAUUUAUUAGAUAUAUUUCAACGAGGACUUGGAGUUUUUGGUUUACUCACAUUUUUGGAAUAUUGUUCACCUAUUUUCGUAAAAAAUCUAUUAAAUAAUUGUGCUUUUUGUGAAGUAUCAGAAAUUACUUCUUAGUAUUUUGGAAAAUUGUAUCGGAAGUUACACGUAGAAAAUUCUUGAAGGGCAUUUUAUAAAAACGCAAUUGUAUCAAAUAUUGUAAACACUGUAUCAGCAUUUAUUUUAUUAUAAAUAAGACUUUUGUAAACAACUUAAUAAUGUUUAUAAUUAGUUCGCUCUUGAGAUUAAUUGUAUUCAUUCAAAUAUUGUAAAAUAAAUUUCGAAAACCGAAAUUUAUAAGUCGGAUAAUGUUUUUAUAAUUUCUUCAGUAAUUAGUUUAAAUUUUUUUUUAUAUUCAAUUUUUUAACAUAUUUUUUAGUAGUUGGAAUAAUAUAUAAAUGAUUUUUUUUUCAAAUCAAGAGAAGGUAGCUUUAUAAUCGUGACAAUUAAAUCUAUUACUGCUGCAAUUAAGUUAUUUUCUAAAUGGUUAUUUGUUUUAAUUAGUAUAUGAUCGAUGCAACUACUGAUUGCACACAUAAAAUCAAAUUUGCCUUUUCCAGAUUGAUUUUCCAAACCUAUAGACAAUCCUUUAAAAAAACAUCUAUUUUGAAGUUUGUAUCCAGCCAGGUUUUAUCAAGUUAAUGAAUGGGUAUCUGUUCUUGCAUAUACUCUUUGAUGGAUUUAUUUACUUUUCAGACUAAAUAAACAUUUUUUUUGCUUUCUUUGACAUUCAAUUAGGAGUAUUGAGUUUUACUUGAAUAUGGCUGAAUUUGAGUGUGACUAUUGUCAAAAGACCGUCUUGGAACAUGAGACAUAUAUACUCCAGUAUAGUGAGGAGUGUCGCAGAAAUUUUUGCAUUAGUUGUACUGGACUGGACAAGACCGUAACAGAGUUGCUCUAUCAUCAAAAGUACCACAAUAUAAGGUUUUUCUGUUUGUGAUUCUUUCACUCUAAAAUAUCAAGAUAUUUAUAAAUUAGGAAUUAAUUUCAUGGACAAUCAUGAUAGAUAUGCUUAAGUCCAGGUUCACGACUCACCAAUGUUGUCAGAAGAAAUAAAUGAUCUGAGAUAAAGUAUUAAACAAAUGACACUUAUGCUGGAAAAGUCUACUGUCAAGAAUAAGACAAAUAUUAGCAAUAGACUACAAACCGUAGAAAAGACGAUAUCAACGCAAAACCGACCAUUCAAAAAACGAAAAUACAAUUGUUCUUUCAUCUCCAGAAAUUAUCUCAUCCUCACCUCAUAUAAACCCUGCAUAGGAGGAUUGGAAUUCCGUGGUAGUGUCCAAUAUUCCGCUUCCAUAUACAGCAAAUCAGCUUGCACACUACGCGAAAGAAAAACUAAGAACAAACGACUUAAUACGAUGCUUCCAAUGCUAAUAACUACGCAUAGUUUGCAAUCCGAUUUUAAAAUUUGGUGUACAAAAAAAAUUAGUUGAAGUAACUCAAGGAUAUAACGCCACGAGAAACAAAUACUGUGUUUAACAGUAAACUGAAAUGGACAGUGUGAAGAAAGAAUCUAGCUUUAUUCGAAGACACUGAAGGAGGUCAAAACUGUUAAAAUAGGUUCUGACAGGUAGACUAUAGCUGCUUGUAAGUCUCAGAAGAUAGAAGGGUCUAAAAUAAUUAUAGAAAAAAAUGCGAAGAGACGAUUUCUCACAUGUGGAAUCAUCGGAUCCAUAUGUGAGAACUCGAGUUGGCUAUCUAAAGGAUAUGGUUAACCUGGGCGUUCAACACGUUCUCGAUCGCUACCGGUAGGUAGCAGUAGCCCUACAACCACUAAAUGCGACCAUUGAUAAGCAUAGCGUGAUAGACAAAAUGUUCUGUGUAUUGUGUUUUUUUCUAAAUAAAAGUUGUCACAAACAAGUGGAUUAAUUUAUUGAUAAUACCUAUUUUACAUUUUUACUUAAUGCUUUCGGUUACAGGUAUUGGUUGUUCCUACAUAUUUCCUCCUAAAUAUAAUGUUAGUUUAGAUGCUUGAUAUCAUCCUAAUUUUUUAAAGUAAAAUGAAACUAUGUUGAUAUUUUACAAUGUUUCUCAUUGGAAAUAAUCAUUGUGCUGUAUGGUUACACUUUAAAAUAAACAAUCUUGUUCAUCCAUAUUCGAUUGUUUGGUAUUUGGAUUGAUUUUUGGAUCAUAAAUACUUGCUUAAUAUGAUUUUUUAGAACAGAACCAUUUCAUAUCUUUAAAUCCAUCGGAGUUCACUGACAACUACUCAAUGUUUUGUGAAUAAUUUGGUAAUUAUAUCAGGUAUUUAAUGGAUCUGACAUCGAUAAGAUUUUAAGUAAACAAGAAUUAAUUAGCCAAAUAUUUAUCCAUGUCCUCACCCGUUUAUAGUUAUUACUUUUGCUCUCCGAG